This is a messenger RNA of Syngnathoides biaculeatus (alligator pipefish), 1772 nucleotides long. Its product is annotated as histone H3.3A. Lineage: Eukaryota; Metazoa; Chordata; Actinopteri; Syngnathiformes; Syngnathidae. Gene Ontology annotation, molecular function: structural constituent of chromatin; DNA binding; protein heterodimerization activity. The record is from RefSeq and is a predicted model, not a curated record. The transcript is spliced from 4 exons. The coding region runs from base 649 to 1059 and encodes 136 amino acids. Gene Ontology annotation, cellular component: nucleosome.
UUCUUUGGAGAGGUGCACUUUUACGCCACCUACAGAAUCUAUAUUGAAACUGUCACACAGCACUGCUUUUACAUAAAAUUGGAACUUAGAGCACUAUUUCAAUGUAUGUUGUCUUGGGAGCUUUCAUCGUGACUUUCAACUGUCCAUAAAAAAAAAAGUUCAUUUAUAUGUGGCACGCCAGAUUAUAUUAAAUUCUAAGUGCACCGUUAGGUUUAGAUGUAAAUGACAAGAAUGUUUAAAUUUCUUCCAAUGAAUCCAAAAUACACGAAAAUAAAACGUGAUAAAACAAAAUGUUCAACAACUCUCAGGCAUUAACUCAAAAUCUAGUGUUUAGCGCCAUUGUCUUGCCAUGUGAUAUAAAGUUAAAAACCCAAACAUAUAUUUUUAAAGUUAACUUAAAUAAAUAGAUGCAUUCUAAAUAAAGUAAGAAUGUUUAGUGGUGCGCAUGGAGCGUGUUUUCAGCAUGUAUGUUUGUCCCCAAUGCAUCAUGGGAAACGUGCCUCCAAACGCGCUACUAGAUUCUUUUUCCUUUUUUCCCCUCCCUUCAUUUUGUAGCGACAACAACCCGUAAGAGACUCAAGAAAUUAAAACCCAGUUUGGAAGCUGCAUUUUCUCACUAACAUUUCCAAGCUUUGAUCUACAGUAGCAAUGGCCCGUACUAAGCAGACUGCCCGCAAAUCCACUGGAGGCAAAGCUCCACGAAAGCAGCUGGCUACAAAGGCUGCCCGGAAGAGCGCCCCUUCCACCGGAGGGGUUAAAAAACCCCAUCGCUACAGGCCUGGUACUGUGGCCCUGCGCGAGAUCCGUCGUUACCAGAAGUCCACUGAGCUUCUGAUCCGCAAGCUGCCCUUCCAGCGCUUGGUGAGAGAAAUCGCCCAGGACUUCAAGACAGAUCUGCGUUUCCAGAGUGCAGCCAUCGGCGCUCUGCAGGAGGCCAGCGAGGCCUAUCUGGUGGGUCUGUUUGAGGACACCAACCUGUGUGCCAUCCAUGCCAAGCGUGUCACCAUCAUGCCCAAAGACAUCCAGCUGGCACGUCGCAUCCGCGGGGAGCGCGCCUAAAUUCCCCCCGCCCCCCAGUCUUAUGAAAUGCUCUUCUCCCGUCACUAUCCUUUCCUUCUCCCUAUAUAGAAAGUAGUUUGGUUUGAGGUUCUCUAUAUAUCAUGACUGAUAAUUGUAAAUGUGUGAUUAUGUCUUGGUUGGUGCUACAAGUAGAAGAGUUUCUUUAGAUAAAUAUCAUUUAAAUUUGUAACUUUACCCUUUCUCACUUUAGCUAUUGCUAUGAAUAAGGUGUUUUUGCUAGCCAUGAGUAGUGUGUCAUCUGGAAUGAGCAUAGUACAUAGCAUUAAGAUUUUCAUAUUCCAACGUACACAUUCAUUGUUAUAAUCGGUCUUCAGUCUUUUUUUUUCUUGGCCAUUUUCCAUUAGACAUUUAUUUUAAACAGUCAUUUCUCUUUUUUAUAACAGUGGUGUUUAAUAUUGUGUCACAAUCCAAAUGCUUUAUUCUGGUUGUCAAUUUCAAAUGUCAUUGCACUAUAAUGACUGCAUGGUUUGACAAAAAAAGCGGCAUAUAUGUAGCAGACAUAAUUUCAUUUUACGCAUGGUUGUCACCACGUUAUUAUGUUUAAGCAAUGUUAUGAUUUUUGGUUUCUCUCUCAGGUCGAUAACCUAUUUUUUUCUACUGUUUUUGAUUUGUGUUUUUGGUCAUUUUGAAGGCUAAAACAUUUGUACUCCAAAAUUCACAUACAAACAUAAAUAAAAGUAAUUGUGAUUAAA